AUGGUCAACGUCGCAGUUGCUGGAGGUACCGGCAAUGUUGGCCGUACAAUAGUCGAGGCUCUCAAGGCACAGACUCGUCACACCCCUUUCCUUCUCACUAGAUCUUCUACACCCCCGGACAUUGGAGUGCCUGCAAUACAAGUCGACUAUUCCGAUGUUGAAAGCCUAAGCGAGGCUCUUGAAAAGAACAAUAUUCACACCGUCGUCAGCUGCGUUUCCUACGAGGGUGAUGCUCUCAAGGUCGCGCAAAUCAACCUGAUUAAGGCUGCCUCAAAAUCCAGUGCCACCAAGAGAUUUAUCCCUAGCACAUUUGGCAUAGAAUACCUAGCCAAUAGCAUCGAGGACUUGCCUGUCAUGGUUGACUAUUUUGGCGCAUUCGAUGAAUUGAAGAAGUCUGGCCUUGAGUGGACAGCUUUCCAGAACGGAACAUUCCUUGAUUACUGGGCUAUGCCUCAUAUCAAAACAUUUUUGAAACCUAUGUGGAUGGGCAUUGACAUUCCAAGCCGCGUGGCAGCGAUCCCGGGUGAUGGCAAUGCCCGCAUAACCCUUACAUACUCAUAUGACGCGGCAAACUUCCUCGUGGCGCUUCUUGAUCUUGAGAAGUGGCCAGAACGAAGCCGAUUCGCUGGCGAUGUCGUCACUUGGAAUGAGUUUCUCAAACUGGCCGAGGAAGUUACCGGUAUGUUACCCCAAUAA
Molecule: messenger RNA, 696 nt
Organism: Phaeoacremonium minimum UCRPA7
Lineage: Eukaryota; Fungi; Ascomycota; Sordariomycetes; Togniniales; Togniniaceae
Product: putative -like family protein
Exons: 3
Coding region: 1-696 (231 amino acids)
Source: RefSeq, a predicted model, not a curated record